Messenger RNA from Acanthoscelides obtectus, 3414 nucleotides. The record is from the annotation of a GenBank genome assembly. NCBI's taxonomy places the organism in Eukaryota, Metazoa, Arthropoda, Insecta, Coleoptera, Chrysomelidae.
GGCGUUCGAUACCGAUACAGUUAGAUUGGCGAGAGUUUAAAAAAACACAGAUACAAAAAAGUCUGAAGGAAUUAAGGAAUGUUCAGCGCCGAAACCAAAUAGUGCCGAGGGAAAACGGCAUCUAAAUACAACUGUCAGGUUAACUGUAAUGCUCGUAGAAAGUCAAUCGUAGAAAGAAAACCCCGACGAUGUGGAGAAACCUGAAUUAUGGCCUAAGUAUGCUCUGGCUGGCCAUCUUGGGCGCCAUUCUGGUAUGGUCAGCAGCGCUACGAGGUGUCAAGUCGGAACCACGAAAUCAAGCGUAUCAAAUAAAUCCAAAGCCUUGUUGGGUGGACGGACACGAAGGAACUUGCAUGUUUGUGUAUGAAUGUAUCAAGUCUGAAGGUUACCAUAUAGGAAUGUGCGUGGACACGUUUAUGUUCGGCUCGUGCUGUGCCCAUAACACCACCUCGAAUACAGUGUUGCCGCGUCCACAUAACGUUCACCAAAGCAACGCCGCCCAGCCGCAAGUGUUGUACGUGGCGCCAUCUAGUCAAAGUCAAAGUCACUCCCCGUCUACUGCCAGUCACAAGCUCACCACUAGACCAGCACUUGCUCAACAUUAUUCCAGUAGCACCAAUAAGCCCAAACCUACAAGUGUUAGCAACAGUCGUCCACAUGUGACUACGCCCAAAACGGUACCUGGAGCGCCAUCUGCUGGCGAGAGGCCCGAGUUCUCGUCACGCAUUCCGACGCAGCCUCCCCACAGGCACAGUAGUCGACCAGCAUCAGGGAUGUCCACUGAUUCUUUCGUCCUGACGAACUCGUUGAUUGUGUAUACCAAACCAGGAUGGCAGAGUACCACGGAACCAGCGUUCAUCACUAAUAACAAGCAUCAUACAGAUAAGCAUUCCGAUAGGCCGACGUCGCAAUUUUUUUCUGUGACGACAGAGCCUCCACCAGCCUUUGUCACCAAAGUGAAGAAACCUACCAGCUACAAACCGAAAAAUAAACCGACGAAAAAACCGGUGCAGGGGACGACGAAUAAAUAUAGCACCAAGUACGGAGCUAAGAGCACUCCUAGGCCCACUACCACUAAAAGGCCUCUAGAAGACGAAACAACUGCUCAAGCCAAUGCGACUCAGGAUGAGAAGCCAGCUAAGAAACCCAAUACUUCACCGUUGCUCAUGUCUCUUGGAAACAAAAAAAUUGAAUGUGGUGUUCCUCAGAUGUACACUAAGCCACAGACUAGGAUAGUCGGGGGACGUAAUGCUCCUUUCGGAAGAUGGCCUUGGCAAGUGUCGGUGAGAAGAACAUCCUUUUUUGGAUUCUCAAGUACCCACAGAUGUGGAGGUGCAGUUCUGAACGAGAACUGGAUCGCUACUGCUGGACAUUGCGUGGAUGACCUGUUAACGUCACAGAUCCGAAUCCGAGUAGGCGAGUACGAUUUCUCCUCGGUGGAAGAACAGCUGCCGCACGUGGAACGAUCCGUUUCCCGCAAGGUGGUGCAUCCAAAGUACAACUACUUCACGUACGAGUACGAUUUGGCGUUGGUGCAAGUCGACAAACCGCUCGAGUUCGAGCCGCAUAUUCUGCCUAUAUGUUUGCCGGGAUCCGAUGAUUUGCUGAUUGGCCAGAAUGCUACCGUUACGGGAUGGGGAAGGCUCAGUGAAGGUGGGACGUUGCCUUCGGUACUGCAGGAGGUGCAGGUGCCUAUAGUGAGCAACGACCGUUGCAAAAGCAUGUUUUUGAGAGCUGGGAGACACGAAUUUAUUCCUGAAAUCUUCCUUUGUGCCGGACACGAAGGCGGAGGACAAGACUCUUGCCAAGGAGAUUCCGGGGGACCCUUACAGGUCAAAAGCAAAGAUGGCCGAUACUUCUUGGCAGGUAUAAUUUCCUGGGGUAUUGGCUGUGCGGAGGCGAAUCUACCUGGAGUUUGCACGAGAAUUUCCAAAUUUGUGCCUUGGAUCCUCAAAACUGUCACGUAACAUUAAAGGGGCAAAUCGUUGAAAUAUGUCAUUAAUUGACUUAUUUCGAAACGUUUACAUGCCGCUUAUCAAAAUUUGGUGCUCCAUAAAUGAGAGACGUUCACAGACGUGACACAGUUAUUUAAUAAAAAGGAAAAAGUGUUACGUCAGCCAGAUUUUGGCAAUAUAACAUUAUUUUAUGAUGUUGUUAUUGUUGAUCAUUGUUUGUUAUAGUUGGUAGUUGUCGUAUUUGUAAAUAAACGAUUCAAUAAAGUAAUUGUAUAUAAAAAAUAUUACCUAAUAGUCGACGUUUUUCUAUAGGAUUAAUCUGUUACUAUUUAUAUUGCAUCUCGGUGAUAUUUCAUAUAUAGAGAGCUAAUUUUUAGUUUUUUGUACUUAUUACAUAUACAUAUUGUAAAUUUCAUAUAUUUUAAGUGUAUUUAUGUGAUAUUUAUAAUAUUAGUGCUUGCCUAUGUUAUUAGUUAUAUGACCUUGAAUAGUUUUGAAUUUAGACAUGUCCAGCGUUAUAAUAUUUCACAAACCCAAAAACCGAUGACUAGUAAAUGAUGUACGUCGAGUCCAAAUUUUAAAAGAAAGGCCAAUGCUUGGUUUGAAAAUUAUACGGUUAUGAUCUUUGAAUCGGUUGUAGGCUCGUAUACUGAAAGAGCACCCAGUAAUAAUUCAUCACAGGAUUAGGUAAGCUAUUAAUCGAAAUUUCAGAAAAAUCCAACCAUUGAAGAAAAUGUAGAAGAUUGAUAUUUUUUUGGGGCUCUGCGAUAUUGUAUGCUCUCAGAAAUAUGUUUGUAAUUGAUUUUUACUUCAUCUCCUAACUUGCGUGCUUUUUUUUAGAGGUAUAGAACGUUAAAUAGCAAUAAAACAACGAUGGAUUAUUAUAUUGACAUGAGUCUUUUUUUAUUUGAAAGAUAAUCUGGUGGCACUACGUAUUCCGCACAGAAUCAUUACUUUCUAAAUAAAACUGCACAAUUUGCGAGCGUUGUUCACGCGUGAGACUAUUCACGAUGAAUUGCCAAGCCAAACUGAGAAUAAAUCACUUGACGGCUGCCAAAUCGGUCGCCAUCUUCAAAAGUAAUGCCAACUUAAAGUUUUAUACUUCGAAAAAAAAACACCCGUUAUAAUACCGAUCAAGGUGCAAAGUUUCGUACCAUGAUAGUCGAUCGUAAUACAACCGAAUAUGUAGUACUAGUGACAUACAAAAUUCUGUGUCUUAGAAGUCCAUUAUUUUUUUUAAUCUUGGCAUGCACUGUACUAUAUUGCUAUUGACGAUAAAUAUGUAAGGUUAGUAAACCGUUUGGACCCGUCCAACUCCAUUAAUUGUGAUAUUCUCUUAAAUCCUUCUCAUAAUUGGAGUUGUCUCUCCUAGACGAUUUAUUUACUAACUUUAUGCCGGAGAAAUUGAUAUAAAUAAAUAAAUAAAUCGACCAGUAAUGUAGAAUAUAUGAUUUUUGUA